AUGUGUUGCGUUUGGAAUUCAGUCGAACAGAUACAACGCUAGUGACAACAUCGUUGACCAGCGACCAGAGUUGCAGUCGAAAGAGCAGCUGAGUUUGCAGUGAGUGAGUGAACAGAACAGUGCAGUGUGCCUUUUGUAGUGUUGGAGAAGUGCAGAGCAGAGCAGUCGUGAAGUGACGGAUACACGGUGUGUGUUUGUGUGUGGCUGCCUGCUAAAGUAUUGGCUGUGCGAUUCAAGGAGUUCGCUGUUGAGAAUUCGUAGAUUGAAAGCGCACGCCAAUCCACAGCACACUUUAUAAAUAUAACGCAAGAAAGAAACACAUGCAAAUAUAUGUAUAUGUGUGUACGAGCGAAUGGCAGAUAUAAUCAGUUCGUCGGUCGGUUGAUUGCUGGAUUUCCGAAAUUAAAAGUGCCUGCACAACAUCAGUUCAUCUUCCGCAGCUACGCGAAUACGUUGACUCGCCAACUUCUACAUACAAACAUACCCUGUGCUUUGCAUUGCUCCCUCUAUAAGCUAACUUGGACUAUACAAAAUCAACUAUAAAAAUAAACAUCAAAGCGUAAAAGUGAUACGCCAGCAACAGACCAUAAUACACAAUUUCUAGACUCUUGAAGAAACGCUGAAUGUGUGAGAGCCUAAGUUCGUAAGUUUAUUUGUGUCAGUUACUAUUUUAUGCUCAAUUCGAUUUUAAUUUGUGUGAAAACGUAGCAAAAUUCAAUUGAAAUUUAGUGUGCAACACCAAUUUAGUAGUUCACAAAGCAAAUUCAGUGCAGUGAAUAAACCGUAGCGACGCCAGCAGCGCAGCGUACGGUAACAGUGACAGUGCAGUGCAGUCGAUAGAGCAGUGUGAUAACAUACCGUAAAUAAGUGUAAAGUGAGAGACGCGUUACUCGCAUGCAAUAUACGAAGGAGGUGUGUCACACAGCAAGCAAAAUUUUAAAUUUAAAAUAAUUAUAAAACAAAAAAAUAAUUGAUAAUCAUUGGAUUUUGCUGGUCCAACCGCAUACGCCACAAUCUUUUUCUAAACUACACCAUAUUUUCGCGUAAAACUCAGCUGACAGCAGCAUUAAAUCCGCAGCGCGAUCAGCACACAAGCAGACCAGUUUUGUUGUUGUAAAAUUUAUCGACAAGUCAGCGCUGUCGUGAGUGUGUGUACAUGCAAUAAUACAUAGCAGUGUAUAUAUGUCUAUAUACACGUAUGUGUGUAUAUAAAUAACUUGUGAGUUUUCUGCCUUUCCACGGACGACGUUUAUAUAUUUUGCCUGACGGUCAGUCGAGUCUGUCACUAGGUAUAGYUCGCUCUCUAGCCAAAUACGUAGCUAGAUAUGUGCUCGCUGCCAGCUUGAUUACGAAUUGUCUAUACUAUAUUGUCGAGAAACAUUCGCUUUUUUGCGCUGCUCGCACAUCAGUUGGCGUUUGGACGUUCAGUCGCGCGUUGGAUUCGGUUGGGAAAUUAUCUUCAGUGUCUAGUGAAAUAAAAUWAAAAAAUAAAAAAUAAACAUUUAUGUACAUAUGUACAGGCAACAACAACACAAGUUGAAAUAAUACAAAAUAGCAGUCAGGCACCGAACAGCUGACGACUUGUCUGCACGUUUAUUAGUGCUGAACUCAGUCAUCAGUCGGUUAUCUACAUUUGAACUGUAAAGUUGUGACAUUCGUUGUUUACAUAGCUACACAUACAAACGUACGUGCAAAGACAUUAUUGUUUCCUACAAACGUUGUGUAGGCAGCUUCAUUGGCUCGGCAGACAUAAAACUAAUGGAAAUUUAUCUGCGUCAAAAAGCGAAGGCAAAGUUUAGAUUAAGGCGGACACAAACGUUCAAUAUUUGCAGUACCAACACCAACAACACCAAAUACAAUUAUAAAAAAAAAACCAAUAUAAGUGCCAAUAAAUUGCAGAAUUUUAAAAUACAUUAUAAUAAAGAAACAAAAACUUGUGAAAGUACGAUACAGAAAGCAUCGAUCAUUAUCUACAAUAAAAACAAUUGCAGCAAUUAUAACCUUUUAGUAUCCUUCAAUGCGAUCACAUGAAGGUUCUAAUAGGCAUUCGCGUUGAGAUUCAAGUGUUUCGUGUGUAAUAGCUUCACCUAAACGCCAAAUCAAGUUUCAAAAAUUCGUAAAAAUGUUUUAAGCGUUCUAGUGCAAAUAAAUUCAGUUUAUAACAGCUACGCUUUGGAUUUUCCUAUUACCUUCCAUACCUGUAUAUCGAUGUGUGUGUGUUGUGUGAUGCAAUAGAAAACUCAAAGCGUCAACGGCGAUCAUCUGCGUUACAGCGACAACAACAAARGCAACAACAGUGAAAAGUGUUUGUGUUAUUAGUGACAGCUGUGCAGUUUUCUGUUAUAUGAAAGUAAAGUACUUAAAAAAAAAAAUCUAAUAAAUAAAUCAUAAAAAAUUGUAACAGCAGUCAAAUAUUGUUUUAUACAGAUUGUGUUAAUAGAAACUGUUUUCAACAGCAACAACCUGUUAAAUUUAUUAUUUAUGAACAAAUUUCAAUACAACAUGGCGUUUUUCAUACACAACAACAACUAACGGAUAACCAAAGCGUUUAUCCAUAAAAAUGCGCAAUAAAAAAGCUGUAAUUGUUUUUUGAGGUUGAAAGGUCUUUGAAGGACUUGACAACCGCCGUCGACGGAUCGAAAGCGAAAGGGAUUGAGACGCCAUUGCAGAAGUGCCGAAGUACAGCAAUAAUAAUCAAUUAUAUGCUGUAAUCUGCACUAAAGUAAAGAGUUCGAGACAGAGAGAGAGCGGAAAUAUAAGUGAAAAUUCGGAAACUGUUUACUAGCAACGCACCUUUGUUCAAUUCAAUCAGCCAAAAUGAUACCAACCACAGUCAGUAGUUCCACAUCCACCUCAACGGUUAGCGGUACCACCGGCAAUAACCACAGUACAAGUAAUAACAAUGGACAGUUGAACAUGUUGUUGUCAACGACGCCAACCGCCAAUUCGGUGUCGUCCACUGCCACCUCACCAGCUUCUGCCCAAAUGCCAUCGGUUUUAUUAGGACUAGCSUCUUUAAUAUUAGAGGGACGCGCUUUAGCCGACGAUGAAUAUCAACCACAAAUGAUGCGUACCACUGCCGGCACAGUCAGUGAUACCAGCGGCCUUAGUGGGAGUGGGCAUGGCGGMGGCAUUGGUAGUGUUAGCGGCAGUAGUGUCGGCAGUAAUUUACAUAAUUACAACACCAACAGUCUGCUUGYGAACACUUCAUACGGGAUUAGUGGGAGUGGCACUGCUAUCGGCAGUGGACGUCAAUCGCCYACAUCUCGCCCAUCGACAUCUCGUGCUGCCGCCGGCUUUGGUGGCRGUGUUGGCAGUGGACAUGUGAUCAAUAUAACAACGAAUCCGUAUGCCUUUAAUAAUAGUGGUAUGAGUGCUGCACAUGUACGCGACUCGUCGCCACUCUACAUUGAUCCGUACAGCGCAAACAGUUCGGGAUCUGCGUCUUCUACGGCGGAAAGUACACAUCAACGUUGGACACAGAAACUGUGCCAGCUGCGACAGGUCUCGCCGGCAGCCAACCUAAGUACGACCUACGAACAACCCGUAGCGGUGGAGGCACGUGAACCCGAGCUAGUCGCGCUUGCUAUCAAUGAAUCCGGUGCUAAUGAUCGCGGUGAAUUCGAGAUCGUACGUCGCAGUUUACUUAAUCGCACAAAUUUGAAUGCAAUAAGCAGUGCAGCGWCGUCGACAGCAGUCGCGGGCAGCAGUGCCGGUGCGGGCAGUGCCAGCUCUUCACCGGGUUCAGGUUCUGAGAAUUUUUUGCUCUCWUUGCAAUCGUUGGCGACCACCUGCCUGCGCAGUGGCAGCCCCUCAAUAGAGCCGAAUCAUGGUGGUAUGAAUGCGAACAGUUCGACGGGUACAACGAGUGGCUUUCGUUUUGCGACGCUCUCCUCACCACCGCCACCACASUCAAUGUACAAUUACCGUGCCACCACACCGACCGCCUCAGCGUCUGCCACAGCGCAUCGCUUUCACGAACAACCCGGCUCGGGUAGCAGUUGCGGCAGUGGUGUGCAAUCGCCACGCCCACAUUGGUCUUCCGUCACCGAUAACUUGAAUACAAAAGAGCGUUAUAUGCGACAUGCGUCGGCAACACAUUUUGGCUCGGGACGUAUACCAAUACCAGGCACAGCUGUKAAUACAACAACAGCAUCGGUGGCAAUGACUGCUGCAACAACAAUAUAUCACACAACGAAAGUGAAGCCGACAACAGCGUCCAAGCACCCGCAACAGGGACCGCACUGUGAUCAAUUCCUCAGAAAGAUGGGCCUGGCGAAAGGAGAGGCCGCUGAAGCUGAGGAUCAUUUCUGUGAUAUGUCAUACGUAAAUAUAACUUGCUCCCGCUGGCGAGCGUACUGCCAUAGAAUGGAGGCGAUUAUCGCACGUGGCGAACCGGUUUGCAUAGAGGUUUUCUUAGGACCGGUGAACCAUAAAAUGCUGCUCGAACAAUGGAUCAUAACCCAAAAAGAAAAAGUUCCACCGCCCACCAUGACGCUACCGUCACUCUGCAGUGCAAUACGCAGCCAAUUGUAUUUUUCCCAAAUCAGUGCCUGGUGUGAUCUGAUCAAGAAAUCGGAUAAAACUAUAUAUGACACGGGUCGUGUAAUAUUUCACACACCGACAGGAGCUGCCGGUGAUCUGGCCACACCGGUGGGCAGCACCACUGGCGGCAGCAACAGCACACCAGGCACAUCGCCGAAUUCACAUACGCUUAAUAAUCAGCUCAAUAAUGCGCUGUCGSUGAAUCGACGACCGCGCCUUAAUAUAUUCUACCGCAUCAAGUCAUUUGACUCCACUGCCUGCUUUAAUUCAAAACCGAAUGUACACAAUUUUCCGAAUGUCAAUAUUUCGGAGAAUUGUAGCAUAUCGGUUUGUCUCAAAAGUCUUCCACGUAUCAACGGCGGCAUACCGAAAAUCGGUACACUUAUGUUAUCCACACCGGGAACAACAACAACAACAAUGUCAACGCCAACAACAACGAUAACAUCCACAACCGUAGCAGCACCAAAAACAAUGCYAGCAACGGCAACAACCAAAGCGACAACAACUAAAACUAAAACAACAAAAGCAACAGUGCCGACAACAACAGCCACACUAGGAGGUGGUGGCAUGUCCAAUUCUACACCACGUAUGGCAGCUAUAGCGGAAGCACCGCAAUGGCUCUCAACAUCCAAUGGCAGCACCAAUAUCAAUAGAAGUGAACCCAGCUCAUUUCGUAACGGCAACAGUUGUGCUGGUGUAAAGUCCCAGGAUACGCCACGUAGCAGCCGUACAAGUUGUUGUGGCAUUGCCACGACAGUUACGGUUGCUGCGCCAACUUCAACAUCCARCUAUGCCAGCAUAAAUUUACAUUCUAAUAGUAGUUCGACCAAUUCAAGGGCAAACUCGGCCGCCGUCUCAAACGGUGCCAGCUCGAAGCCCCGAAACGACUGCGUUGACACACAGGACAGCAGCAUGCUAUGCAGCCGCGCCAACUGUGCGCCGCAACACAAAUGUGUAUUUUUCAUCGAUGAAGAUGAGCUACUGCCAGUCGACGAAGCUGACGGUGAGGCAUACGGCGAUGAGGAUGAUAACCCUAGCGAUACAGCGAAUARCACUGGCGAUAGCUUAACCCAUGCAAGCGCUUUUUGCACCGGUGCUAAUAUGUCACAUCGUGAAAAGCAGCUAAUGAAGUACCGCAAACGCAUGCUGAAACGCGACAAGAAGCAUCAUCAUCAACACCAUCCACGCAAGCCGCAUCCGACAAACACGGAUGCAACAUGCGAACUGGAUGCCACCGAUGAGCUUGAGCGUGCGCAGAAAGCGCGUGAAGAGGCGAACUGCUGCCAACCGAUGGAGGAGGGUGACGAAGAUGAUGUGACGGGUCAUAGCAGUGAYACAAUAAAAACGUUGCUACCGCGCACCAGCACGCGCAUCGAAAUGAUCUCAACGGGCACACAGACACCUAUGAGUUGUUGUCGUCAAUGCGGCUGYGAAAAGACACUCGUUUGUAUGCGUUGCUCGAGUGCCGGCGUCAUGCGCGGCGAACAAGCCAUAGAUGAACCCACCGAACAGGAUGUAGACGAUAUGGACGACUCSACAGCGUCAAGCAUUAGCAGCAGCGAAAUCAUACAUACGCCACGCAACAAAGCCGAACUGCUAUUGCAAGCCAUACAGCGCACACCCAAAGUGGCCGCAGCCAAGCACAAGAAGGAACAGCCGCGCAAACUGUGCGGUGGCAAGACGCAAAACAACAAUCACCUCAGUGGUGAUGURGGUGGKAAGAGCAGUGGCAGCAGCUUGCACGAGAAUACGCUGUCGGGUUGUCAAGUUUGCAAGCGCCAGAAGACACAGCAUAACUUUGGCAAUAGCAAUAGUGAAGAAGCAACGACSACAACUAAURCGCAUUUAGCUGAUGAGGCUGACAAUGACGAUAUUGGUGAUGACACCGACGAUGAUGGUGGGAAGAAGCGCGAGGUUAUUCAAUUCGUUGCGGAAGGAACCGACGGAAGUCAGCUGCCGGUGACGCCACUAACAGCGCUACCAACACGCACACAAAUCAUGGAAGAGGAAUCCUUUAUGUCAUCCACCAAACUCACACCACAAAUCGACCGUUGCACASUUUCCAACGCCACAAACUCUACGCGUUAUCCGCUAUUGACGAGAGGCGAUCGCGCCGGUGGUGAUCAGCAAGUCGACGGCUGCGAUCGCAGUGAGAACCACACGCCACCGAUCAUCACAACAUUAAUGGAUGACGAACACUUCGACGAAUCACAGUUUAAAACACCCACAACAACUACGAGUGGCGGCGUUAAUUACGACAAUUCACCACAGCUGCAAACGCAACAACACCAGCAGGGCGUACACAAGGCAUUCCAGCACAAACAGACGCCUAAACCUAACUUAUUACAAUUGCAUUGCAAUUAUCACGGCGAUGUGAGUGCUGGUGGCAAUCAGACAGUUGGUGCGUCAGGCGAUGGUUUUGCUGUCAUGCGUGCCAACAACAGCGAAUUGCCCACAUCACUCAAGCCRCACAAGGAAACGCAACAACAUGGCGGUCACAAUGCGUUGUUGCUGCGUAAGGGUCUACCCAAAGUGAACCUCACACCAAUAUUUUGCAAUCCAAUGCCAUCGCCAACGGGUGGCAGCAUCACGAGCAGCCAGUCGUCGCCAAUACCCAUACAUGGUGGUGCUACAAAUGAGAUUACAUUUUGCUUUGAGCCGACAGCGCUGAAUCGCAGCGGCAAUCAUUUGCAGCUACAUCAUCAGCUAAUGCAUUCCAGCAGCGGUAACGUUUGUGCCUCACCACUCACCACUGAAGUCAAUAAUAUACCUGUACAAAAGUCAUACUCGGCACCCACGCUACCCAAUUCGCCAUCACUGUCGCCGCGUUUCGCCAAACAGGCGGCCAUCUAUAAGCGUCGUUCACGCCAUUUAUCCGAUCGCUCCGACCGUUCGUCGCUCGGCUCAGAUGAACAAUUCUCCGAUGAGGAUUUAGAAAGUGCUGGCAUGUAUAGUCCAGCCACAUCGCCGCUGAAACAGAGUGCACGCGUCGCAGCGGCUUUCGGUCGCCAACCGUUGCUUGGCAAUCUGGAAGAGUCGCUGUUGCAAAAGCGUCUAAUGCCCAAGGUGGAAGUGAUGGGUUUUACGGUGUUGUUAGGUGCAUCGGGUGGCUUCUGUCCCACRCAGCUGACAAUACCGGCCGUUUCAUACUUCUAUGAAUUGCAUGGCGAGUCGCUGAGUACGCCUUAUGUGUGCGAAAUACGCCUGCCACGCAAGGGCUACUCGGUACCUCGUGCUGGCAAUGUACAAGCCACACUGCUGAAUCCCAUGGGCACCGUGGUGCGUAUGUUCGUCAUACCGUACGAUAUGCGCGACAUGCCGCCACUGCAUCAAACAUUCAUAAGGCAACGCAUACUGGCCGAAGCCAGCACGCAUGAAGCAGCGACGACGCAAAAUGUACAGACGAGCACGACAAACGGCUACGGCAGCAGUGGACGUAGUGCUGGUGGUUGCGCUGUUGCUGGUGGCGACGACAAUUUAAGCUUAAACAAUAACAAUAACGAAUGCUAUCAGAGUAAUAAUAACGGUAAUAACAACAAUAAUGCCAAAAAUAAGUAUCGUCUCUCACCAAGCGGUGGCCUGCACGGCGAAAGCAAUCUCGGACACUUCAUAUCCGCGGAGAAUAUGAAACGGCUACGUUAUUCYAUACAUUUAAGAUUCCAAACGUCGCGCUCGGGUCGCCUCUCACUGCACACCGAUAUACGCUUGUUGAUCUCACGCCGCACCGAUUGUGAUACGGCAGCGGCGCACGCCAAGGGCGUUCUGGAGGCGCCCAAUGAUCUCGUCACCGACACCGUUAUGCCAACAAAUCCCAAAUAUAGCGCACGCCCAGACCAAAGUAACAACAACARUAACAGCAGUGGCAGCGGUAGCGGUAGCAGCAAUAUAAAUGUCAUCGCCGCAACGGUCAGCGCAACAAAUAGUACAACAAUAACAACUAACAACAAUAGCGGUAGCGGCAGCAAUAAGAUUUAGUAGUUGGUUCGAGCAGUGCGCACACAAACGCAUCAUUAUUUUUUAUUACUUUGGAAACAGUUGCGUUUACGUUUGCAACACUGGCACUGCAGUUAUAAUUAGUGGGCGGGCGGGCGGUUGGGCGAAAGGCAGACAACCAGCGAGCUCGGACGGCACGGAGCUGAUGUGCAUGGGCGCAGAAAGCAGCAAAACUAUGAUUUCGGCUGCGGGAGCGAGAAGCCAACCACACGUGCGGCAUAUGCUAGCAACAACAAUAGCAGCAAUAUUAAAUAUCUUAAUUACAACAACAAUAUUCUACAAUUUCACACUUUAUUUCUUAUGUUAACCAUUUAAAUUAGUGCGCCACUGCGUCGAUGUCAUGUCACUCUUUUUCGUUUUCCAUCUAAAUAGWUAUCUUAUCUCUUAAUCACACCUUACUCUCACACCCCUCACAGCCAUUCAUUCACCAUACACUCUCACUCUCCCUUUUGCUCCCAUCUGCGUUACAAUCGAACACAAGCGCCCCGCCUUCUCCCUAUGCGCACAUCUGCAUACAACUCACACACACAUGCUCAUCAACUAAAUACCUUAUGUACAAUUCGAUACAAAACACUUUGUGUAUUUUUAUUUAUUUUAGAAAUAUUACUUAAAUAUACAUAUACUAUAUAUAUA
This is a messenger RNA of Bactrocera latifrons, 9171 nucleotides long. RefSeq lists its product as uncharacterized. The record is from RefSeq and is a predicted model, not a curated record. Lineage: Eukaryota; Metazoa; Arthropoda; Insecta; Diptera; Tephritidae.